CUGCCUGAAGACCCCCACUGCCUGCUGCCACUUCCACCCCCAGUCCCCCAUCACCAUGCACUCCCUGGACGAGCCGCUCGACCUGAAGCUGAGCAUCACCAAGCUCCGAGCGGCGAGAGAGAAGCGGGAGAGGACACUGGGUGUGGUCCGCCACGGAGCUCUGCACAGGGAGCUCGGCCUGGUGGAUGACAGUCCCACACCCGGCUCCCCAGGCUCCCCACCCUCAGGCUUCCUGCUGAACACCAAGUUCCCUGAGAAGGUGGAGGGACACUUUUCGGCAGCCCCUCUGGUGGACCUCAGCUUGUCACCACCAUCUGGGCUGGACUCCCCCAACGACAGCAACUCGCUGUCCCCCGAGCGCCAGGGCAAUGGGGACCUGCCCCCAGUGCCCACUGCCCCGGACUUCCAGCCGCUGCGCUAUCUGGACAGCGUCCCCAGCUCCUUCCAGUUCUUCCUGCCCUUGGGCUCCGGCGGGGGCCUGCACCUGCCCGCUGCCUCCUUCCUCACCCCCCCCAAGGACAAGUGCCUCUCGCCAGAACUGCCACUGCCCAAGCAGCUGGUGUGUCGCUGGGCCAAGUGUAACCGGCUCUUUGAGCUCCUGCAAGACCUGGUGGACCACGUCAAUGACUACCACGUCAAGCCUGAGAAGGAUGCCGGGUACUGCUGCCACUGGGAGGGGUGUGCCCGCCAUGGCCGAGGCUUCAAUGCCAGGUACAAGAUGCUCAUUCACAUCCGCACGCACACUAACGAGAAGCCGCACCGCUGCCCCACCUGCAACAAGAGCUUCUCCCGCCUGGAGAACCUGAAGAUCCACAACCGCUCACACACAGGUGAGAAGCCCUACGUCUGCCCCUACGAGGGCUGCAGCAAGCGCUACUCAAACUCGAGUGACCGCUUCAAGCACACUCGCACCCACUACGUUGACAAGCCCUACUACUGCAAGAUGCCCGGCUGCCACAAGCGCUACACCGACCCCAGCUCGCUGCGCAAGCACAUCAAGGCCCACGGCCACUUCGUGUCUCAUGAGCAGCAAGAGCUCCUGCAGCUGCGCCCGCCCCCCAAACCACCGCUGCCUGCCCCCGACGGCAGCCCCUACGUCAGCGGGGCCCAGAUUAUCAUCCCCAACCCCGCUGCCCUCUUUGGAGGCCCCGGCCUGCCUGGUCUGCCCCUGCCCCUGGCUCCCAGCCCCCUUGACCUCAGUGCCCUGGCCUGUGGCAAUGGCGGGGGUGGUGGGGGUGGGGGGGGUAUGGGCCCUGGGCUGCCAGGCCCCGUCCUGCCCCUCAAUCUGGCCAAGAACCCGCUGCUGCCCUCGCCCUUUGGGGCUGGUGGACUGGGCCUGCCUGUGGUCUCCCUCCUCGCCGGCUCCGCUGGCGGCAAGGCCGAGGGGGAGAAGGGACGUGGGUCGGUGCCUGCUAGGGCCCUGGGCAUGGAGGGUCGCAAGACACCCCUUGAAAGGACGGAGAGCAGCUGCUCCCGGCCAAGCCCUGACAGACUCCCCCUGAUGCCAGGCACCGUGCUGGACCUGUCCACAGGCGUCAACUCGGCAGCCAGCAGCCCAGAAGCGCUGGCCCCGGGCUGGGUGGUCAUCCCGCCGGGCUCCGUGCUACUCAAGCCAGCCGUGGUGAACUGAGCCCGCCCGACAGACAGCUGUGGCAGCCCUGCCAGCUGCUCUGGCCCCGCCCCGACGAACGGAAACUCUUCUGCGAAAUAGCAAUAAUGUCCUAUUGCCCCAGGACCUGGUUGGCUGUGCUCCCUGGGCAGCCCUGCCCUGGAUGAGCUGGGCAGCAAGGAUGGUGCUAGAAGGUCACUGCUGGCUGCCUGGCUCCCAAGUGAGGACCUGGACCUGCCAUCCAGGGAGAGCUGUGCUCUUGGGUGCCGAGGCCUUACUCCAGGCCCUCCUGCCCCCAUCUUCCACCUGACCCUCAGACCCCCUCAGUCUCCCACCUGCCCACAUCCCAGCAGUGGGGGGGGCAUCUGCCCUCGCUGCUGGCACCAGGUUCCCUCCGGCCUCCUUCAUGUCAUGAGCCGUGAGGAGGAGCUCCCAGGGAUCAAAUGCCUCCCCAUCUCCUGCCUAGGCUCACCCAGCCUCUGUUUGGGGGGCUCCCUGGACCCCUUUCCCUCCAGCCCACCCUUCUGAGGGGAAGCAGGAUAGACGCAGGCCCCAGCAAAGCCAUAGGAAGUGGUCACCGCUCUUCCUGCCUCCCACGACAAGGUGCCUCCCGUUCAGAGAAGGGAGGCCCGCUCUGCUAGCUGUCCCUCAGUCUGAUUCAGACAGCACUUCCAGAGGGACAACACUCUGCAGAGUGACAGGGUAGCUGACCACUCACUUGCCCCACACCCUGGGAGCGGGUGCCAGGGAGCCCUGAGCCAGAGAGGGUAGCAGGUGGGGCCAGGCUGAGCUGAGCUUUCUCGUCACCUGCCCCAGCUGGGCCUGGCCUGGGCAGUGCCGGCCUGCAGGACAUCAAUUCUUCACCAGGAGAUGGGAGGCUGGCUGGGGACAACCCAGACUGGGCCAGAGCUCCAGAUCUGGGGGCACCAAGUGACAGCACACAGGGAAGGGUGGGCUCCAGGUUAGGACUGGACUAGGAGCUUUCUGGAGGCCAUGGACUGAAGGCCCCGGGUCUGGGGGCAGCCAAGGAUGGCCAUGGGAGGGCCCAGUCCUCUGCCUGGGAAGGGGCAUCCCCUUGUUUACUCCACACCCAGCUGGGUCCCCCAGGGUCUUUGUACUCGGAAGGCUUGUAGCAAGGGUGAGGAUAAUCCAAGGGUGCCGGCGGUCUCUGUGCACCACAGCCUGCUGCCCCAUCCCAGGAAGCUGGGCCCUCCCACCCUGGCCCUAUCCACUCC
Messenger RNA from Galeopterus variegatus (Sunda flying lemur), 2844 nucleotides. RefSeq names its product GLIS family zinc finger 2 (gene GLIS2). Gene Ontology annotation, molecular function: DNA-binding transcription factor activity, RNA polymerase II-specific; RNA polymerase II cis-regulatory region sequence-specific DNA binding. Gene Ontology annotation, biological process: smoothened signaling pathway; regulation of transcription by RNA polymerase II. The transcript is spliced from 7 exons. Lineage: Eukaryota; Metazoa; Chordata; Mammalia; Dermoptera; Cynocephalidae. The record is from RefSeq and is a predicted model, not a curated record. Gene Ontology annotation, cellular component: nucleus. The coding region runs from base 56 to 1630 and encodes 524 amino acids.